AUGAUGAAAUCGGGAUCGUACUCGAGUAUGCUAUGGCUUCGCAAUAGUAGCAGCUCCUCCUCCUCCUCCAGAGGCCAUCGCAUUGUUCCACAGACCCAAGCUUUGAAGCCGCAAACUCGGGAUCGUGGCCCCCCGUCCGAGGAAAGCACGCAGACGGAUUUCGCCGCGCUUGAUGUGCUUGGAAGCAUUCCCGGCCCGGCAACUGCAGUUGACGCGUGCUUGGAUGAUGGCUUUCACCUGGAUAAUGGUGUCAAGAUCACUGAUGGUGACGGGAUCUUGCUGGUGGGUGGUGAGGCUUUCUCCUGGCGGCCAUGGCACUCCAUGACGGGCGGUGCUGCGGACGCUGCGCGGAAGCAAAUGGUGAAUGAGAAAGGACAAUUCGAAGUGCCUGAAGAAGUCUGGGGGCUUUUUAGUGUGGUCUGGCCUCGUCCUGUUGAUAAGAAUCCAAACCAUAGCAUUUUUCUGUAA
Molecule: messenger RNA, 468 nt
Organism: Talaromyces rugulosus
Lineage: Eukaryota; Fungi; Ascomycota; Eurotiomycetes; Eurotiales; Trichocomaceae
Exons: 2
Coding region: 1-468 (155 amino acids)
Source: RefSeq, a predicted model, not a curated record